GCGUCAUUUUUAAACUGUUACAUCUGGCAGCCAACCUUAAAGAAAUUCGGUGUGAAUAUUUUAGAAUAGAAAAUUUUGGUCGGACACCCUUAUCAAAUAUUUACCUGUGUCAUCCUCGACCGUCAGGAUGAUAAUGAAGCUUAAUUGGGCCACAAUUAUGUCAGUCGACAGGUCGGGAGAUUAAACGGAUUCACCGCGGCGCGUGGGUUUGAUAAAAGAAAGGGUUAUUCCUUCGGGGGAUUACAGUUGUACGGUUUCUCUUGGCCAAGCAUGGAUAGACUUCCGACGAGCAGUCCUGAGCUGAAGAUUGUGACCCGGUUGAUGCAAUCCGUGGCACUGUGGCCCUACGACUACAACCGUCAUCUGCCAGGAUGGCUUCGAGGUCGCUAUCAUUUGUCAACCGUGCUGAACGUGCUGUACUAUUUGCUCUGGCUGUUCAUCAAUCUGCACAUCUUGGUUCUGCACGUGAAAACCAUCCUUGACAGAUUGGACAGCUUCCAGGACUUGUUCUUGAUUCUGGUGACGACGUUUAUCUACUGCGUGAUGGUUCCGGUUAGUUUGUACUGCCAGCUGUAUUACGACAAGAACGUGGAGCUGAUUCAGAUGUCGAUGCUACUGUUCAGGAAGCGGUCAGCCGCUGGGAUUACUUACAUCAAGUUUGAGCCUACCAGGCAGUUUGUGUUCAAAAUGUUCAAGAUGUGGAUGAUUGGCUGUAUGUUUGGAACGAUGCACUGGGCCAUCUACCCGAUUCUACAGAGGGAGAAGAUUCUACCGUUCCAGAUCUGGUACCCGUUUGACGUUCAUCGCUCUCCACUGUACGAGCUGGCCUUCCUCGGGCAGGUUUUGGGUCAGUACCAGGUUGGGAUGGUGUUCGGCCUGGCUGGAUCGCUGCUGAUGAUGCACAUCUUUAUGGUUUGUGGCCAGUUUGAUAUCCUGUUCUGCAGUCUGACCAAUGUCUAUCACACCGCCAUGAUCAACAGUGGUGGGUACAAGUUGAAGCUCGCAACCGUUCGAAUAAUGUACAAAUCGUCCGAACGUAGACCUAAUCUGUACUACUUUAAUGAAGUUCAUGAAGAAAACCUCCCGGAUGCUCCGAGAACCAAAACCAAACAAAUUGCUCAACUACCUCAGAAGCACAACUAUUUGCCAAAGUUGUCCAACGAGUUGGCCACCGCACUGGAUGACUGCAUCGACCAUCAUUCAGUGUUGAUCAAAUUUUGCCACAAAAUGGAAGAGUGUUAUCACCCGUUUAUCAUGAUGAAACUGGGACAGAUUGUUGUUCAACUUUGCCUCCUGGUUUACAUGACGACUUCGGUGAAUGAUCUGACCAUGAUGAAGCUUAUGAACAUUUGCGAAUAUCUGAUGCUCACCAUGACGGAACUGUUUUUGCUUUGCUACCUGGGACAAACCAUGAAGGUUCAGAGCAUGAAGGUUGGUGAUGCACUAAUGAUGAGCCCCUGGUACGAGUGUGGAGCUGCUUUUCGGAAGAGAGCUCAGCUGAUCCAGAUCAAUUCGAUCCACCCCGUCAGACUGACGGCCAUGAAAUUGUACGAUCUGGACUUUGAAACGUAUUAUAUGGUUCUGAAAGCGUCGUUUUCAUACUACACACUGCUGAAGAAAUUACAACAGUAAUUGUUAAGGACUUUUAUAAAUCAUUCCGGACAAGUUUAUUUCUGGAACUGAAUGUCACAUUUAUAUUACCGUAAUCUGGGGUGAAUCGGGACAGAGUCUGAAUAGGGACAGCAGUUUUUAGACCACUUAAAGCUUUUAAAUUUGGAAAUCGAUGUACACAUUUUGUUGGCCUGAGUCUGUUCUAUCCGAAACCAACCAGAAAAAUCAAAAUAUUGUGCUCCAACAUGGUUAAAACUGCUGUCCCAAUUCGCCCCAUGUGUCCCGAUUGACCCCAGUUUACGGUACUAUCUGAAAUCUGUGUUAGAUCAAAUAAUGGAGUUAAAAGCAUUAAACCUGGAAUUAAAAUCUGAUUUUAUUUAUUUUUGAACCAUUAGUAUUAGCAAAUUAUUUAAACAUGCAUGUUAAGUAGAAACUUGACAUUCUGCACUUGACUGGAACUUUUUUUUGAAAAUCGAAAGAAAAUUCCCAUUUGCACUGUAACAAGAUAAGGCAAUUUUCCAGAAACCAAAUUCAAGCUUCAUAAAAUAUACAACACAAAUUAAAACUUAACAAUGUAUGCAAAGUUUAAAGUUAAAAAAAAACAUCGCCUAAGCAUUUGUUACACCAGCAAAAUUUUAAUCUGAUUAAAUGUUUUUUUUUUCA
Messenger RNA from Culex pipiens pallens (northern house mosquito), 2274 nucleotides. RefSeq names its product odorant receptor 83a (gene Or83a). Gene Ontology annotation, biological process: detection of chemical stimulus involved in sensory perception of smell; sensory perception of smell. The transcript is spliced from 4 exons. The record is from RefSeq and is a predicted model, not a curated record. Gene Ontology annotation, molecular function: olfactory receptor activity; odorant binding. Bases 271 to 1632 code for a protein of 453 amino acids. Lineage: Eukaryota; Metazoa; Arthropoda; Insecta; Diptera; Culicidae. Gene Ontology annotation, cellular component: plasma membrane.